CCUUUCUCUCUCUUCUUCCCCUCUCUCCACUCUCAAAUUGAGGGAGAAAAUACCAACGAAAAAACCCCCAAAAAAGAAAAAAAGAAUAAAAAAAAUAGAAGCCAUAUCCAUUUCUCCAUGAGAAGAUAAACCCUAAUUCUUCAAUUUCACAAACCCUGUUCGAGAAAUUUCAGAAAUCGGAAGCUCAAUAGAAAGGGGGAACAGGUGAACAAAAAAAUGUCUCAUUCAGUUUUAACCGCGCCGAUUAUGCCGCUCGCACAAACCCACAGUACUUUAUCAUCCAAAUCCAAACCCUUUCUCCCAAUCAAGAGGUUUCAACCCCGGAGAUGUCUACCCGGCAUCAGAGCAUCGUCGGCUGUUUCCGACGACAGCGCUAUUGCCACCUUGGAGAGGUGCUUUCAGGCGUCGCCGCCGUCCGCGGAUGCUCCGUCGUCGGCUUCUUCCAGCUCUGCAGAUUUUGGUCCGGUUAUGAAGGGUGGGAAGUUCGGCUCGUUAGGUGCGGUUACUUUGGAAAAAUCGAAGCUUGAUAUGACGCAGAAGAUAACCAAGUCUAGUCCUGAGAUUUCUACGGGCGGAGGAGGUGGUAAUAUGGGGAAGGGUCUUAGUCAUGGAGGUGGUGAUGGAGGAGAUGAUGGUGGUGAUGAUGAUGAUUACUUUGACAACUUUGACGAGGGUGAUGAUGGAGAUGAAGGUGGACUGUUUCGGAGAAGGAUUGUUCUUGCCGAGUUGUUCGAUAAAAAAUUUGUUGAUGCUGUUUUGAGUGAGUGGCAAAAGACCAUGAUGGAUUUGCCUGCUGGGUUUCGUCAAGCCUAUGAAAUGGGUUUGGUGAGCUCCGCUCAAAUGGUGAAGUUUCUUGCAAUGAAUGCCAGACCUACAACUGCCAGGUUCAUUUCUCGGUCGCUUCCUCAAGGACUGUCGAGAGGGUUUAUUGGCAGGAUGAUUGCAGAUCCAGCAUUUUUGUCCAAGCUGCUUUUCGAGCAGGCAACUACAAUCGGUUGCUCUGUCUGGUGGGAGAUCAAGAAUCGAAAAGAAAGGAUAAAGCAAGAAUGGGAUCUUGCCCUCAUCAAUGUACUCACCGUGACAGCUUGCAAUGCUAUGGUCGUUUGGUCACUCGCUCCAUGUCGUUCGUACGGAAACACCUUCCAAUUCGAUUUGCAAAAUACACUGCAGAAGCUCCCAAACAAUAUCUUCGAAAAAAGCUAUCCGUUUAGAGAAUUCGACUUCCAAAAGAGACUUCAGUCAUUCUUUUACAAAGCAGCAGAGCUGUGUAUGGUGGGAUUCACUGCAGGAACUGUGCAGGGCGCUGUAUCGAACCUAACCGCCACUAAAAAAGACGGAAGGUUAUCAGUGACAAUUCCAUCAGUGAGCACAAACGCACUCGGUUAUGGAGCGUUUCUUGGUCUUUAUGCAAACUUGCGGUAUCAGCUUUUGUGUGGCUUCGACAGAGGAGUUACCAGCUACUUCGAUGUUAUUGGAGUAGCUCUGUUCUUCAGCGCAGCUUUGAGGGUGAUGAAUGUUCAACUAGGAGAAACGUCUAGAUUGGCAUGGCUAGGGGUGGAGGUGGACCCACUAGCUCAAGCGGACGAUCUAUUGAAGAAGGCUUACAAUAGACCUUCAGAAGGAGCCGACCAAUCAUCUUCAUCCAAGUGGUUCAUAUCAAAGAACGCUAUAGUUUCAGGUUUAGGGCUUCUUGGAAUAAAACAGGGCCCGUCAAACACUGAAGAUGGUGGUUCACCUGCACCAAAGGCUCGGAGAAAGAGAGUUGUUCGGAGAAAAGUGGCGACGAGUUAAGUGAAAUUAAAGCUCGUGUUUUUAUUUUAUGUUUUCAAUUUUGGCAGAGCUUUAGUGUAGACCCCACACACCCUUGAUGGAUUAUAUGCAUGCACCCCCACUGGAAGCUACGGUGUGUAUAUGCACGACAUGGAGUUUUUCUGGUUCGGCGUUUGGACAAGCAGUGCAAAGAUUGUAAUGAUAUAUUCUACGAGGGUUUGUUCGCUAUUUUUACCGAUUCUUUUCUCCUAAUUUUGGUAUCUAAUGACGAUUUUAGUGCAAUAAAUUUGUGGACUGCAGAUUGAACUUUAAUUUGUUCAAAAAGUUUAAUGUGAGCUUUGUUUUGUUGAUGAA
Erythranthe guttata (spotted monkey flower) is the source of this 2124-nucleotide messenger RNA. Its product is annotated as plant/protein, putative (DUF3411). The record is from RefSeq and is a predicted model, not a curated record. NCBI's taxonomy places the organism in Eukaryota, Viridiplantae, Streptophyta, Magnoliopsida, Lamiales, Phrymaceae. Gene Ontology annotation, biological process: plant organ development. Gene Ontology annotation, cellular component: chloroplast inner membrane.